This is a messenger RNA of Penicillium roqueforti, 951 nucleotides long. RefSeq lists its product as uncharacterized. Gene Ontology annotation, molecular function: arylformamidase activity. The record is from RefSeq and is a predicted model, not a curated record. Lineage: Eukaryota; Fungi; Ascomycota; Eurotiomycetes; Eurotiales; Aspergillaceae. The coding region runs from base 1 to 951 and encodes 316 amino acids. The transcript is spliced from 3 exons.
AUGUCGCCUCAGAGACCAUCGUUUGAUGCCCUACCUUUACGCAAAGAUGGACCUCCAGGGAAUGCUUGGGGGAUGUUUGGCGAUGAAGAUCAGAUGGGCAUGCUCAAUCUAUUGACCCCGGAAAACACCGCCGCGGCUGCUCGCGAGAUUGUUGACGGCGUGCGUGUCUCAACAGAUUGGGCUCUCAAUAGUAUGGCGACCCCCUGCUUUGGACGGUCUUCGUUCGAGCAUAUCAUCAAGAACAAGGCUCCCCGGAUAGUCAACGAUGAUAUCUUGACUUUCAACACCCAGAGUAGUAGUCAAUGGGAUGGUUUCAGACAUUAUGGCUCAAAGCAAGGAACUUACUUCAAUGGGUGUACCCAGGACGACAUCCAAAAUUCCACUCUAAAUGGCAUCCACGUCUGGGCCGAUAACGGCGGUAUUGUUGGACGGGGUGUUCUGUUAGACUAUGCGGGCUGGGCGGCAGCGAACGGGAAAGAAGUGAAUUGCUUUGAAACCCAGUCAAUCCCGGCCUCUGUACUCCAGGAGGUAGCUGCUAGUCAGAAUACUACAUUCCGGCCAGGAGAUAUCUUAUUUAUUCGCACGGGCUGGACCCGAGCGUACGAACAGCUGUCCAAGGCGGAAUGCCAGAAACUGGCCGACUAUGCAGCACCUCCAGUGAUUGGGGUAGAAUCGUCCGAGGCCACCCUGCGCUGGAUUUGGGAUCUUGGAUUAGCCGCCGUGGCGGGAGAUAUGCCGAGCUUUGAAGCAUAUCCAUGCCAGAAUCAGGUUUUCUCUCUCCAUGAAUGGUUGCUAGCGGGAUGGGGUGUCCCGAUUGGCGAAUUAUUCGAUCUCGAGCAGCUUAGCAAGGAGUGCCGCAAGAGAGACCGUUGGACCUUUUUCUUUAGUAGCGUGCCAUUGAAGGUUCCUGGUGGGGUUGCAAGCCCCCCGAAUGGCGUUGCUAUAUUUUGA